CCUCAUGAAUAUGCAUGACCCUCAAUGGUUAGUGACUGAACUGCAGUCGUCUGUGUAUUCCGCUAUGUGGUAGCCUGUUCUUGUUACUAUCAACUAUUCAUCGCUGCCAGAAUGGUGAAGCAGUAAUACUAAACACUGUAAGUUGCACUUGCAAGAAUGGCUGACAAAAAGGGAAACACUGUCCCCCCAGUCAAAACACUAACAAGGAAGGAAAAAGAAGUGCGAAAGAAAAAGGAGCAAGAAAAGGCAGCUGUUGUUUUUGAAGAAUUUUUAGCAUCAUUUGAGCCCAGUCAAAAGAGUGGAGUGAAAACCUUUGUCCGCGGAGGAAUUGUAAAUCCAACAAAGGAUGAGGAAGCAGGAGAGGCCACCAAAAGUAGGCUUUAUCGACCUGCUUCAAAAUGUGUUCCCCUAUCUGAAGAUGCCACACCAGCAUCAUCUGCAGAGUGCAAAAAGUCUGCUUUUAAAAGAAAGGUAGAGGAAAAGAAGAAGAGUAACUUAGAGCUCUUCAAAGAGGAACUUAAGCUAAUUCAGGAAGAACGGGAGGAGAGAUACAAAAGAAAGCAAAACGAACCAGCUGGUGGAGGAGGAUACGCAAUUCUGGAAUCACCAUUGUUAGGACGACCAAUAUUUUAUGAUGACCCAACAAUACCAACCACCACUAAUCUAUACAUCAGCUGUAUCAGUCCCAAGAUGAAUGAGGAGAUCCUUUGCAAAGAGUUUGGUAAGUACGGUCCUCUGGCCAGCGUCAAGAUCAUGUGGCCCCGCACGGAUGAGGAGCGCUGCAGGACUUCCAACAGAGCCUUUGUGGCUUUCAUGACGCGGAAAGAUGCAGAGCGAGCUUUGGCAGCGCUUGAUGGGAAAGUGAUUAUGGGAUUUGAAAUGAAGUUGGGAUGGGGCAAACCGGCUCGAAUUCCUCCGCAGCCGCUCUACACUCCAGUUGGGGUGAGGGCUGCGCCGCCACCCCAGUCAGGCCUUCCUUUCAACGCACAGCCAAGGGAUCGUUUUCGAAACGACUUCACCAAACCCCUGGCCUUGUCCAAAGUAGAUCUCGACAAGACUCUGUCCGAAGCCGUAGUCAAAGUGGUUAUCCCGACCGAAAGAAAUUUAUUAUUCCUCAUCCAUCGGAUGAUAGAGUUUGUGGUGCGUGAAGGUCCUUUGUUUGAAGCCAUGAUAAUGAACAAAGAAAAAAGCAACCCCGAGUACAGGUUCCUUUUUGACAACAAGAGUCAAAAUCACGUUUACUAUCGCUGGAAACUAUUCUCCAUCCUGCAGGGAGAGUCGUUGACCAAAUGGAGGACGGCGGAUUUCCGUAUGUUCCGCGGAGGCUCUCUGUGGAGGCCUCCCGGUUUCAACAGCUACAUGGACAGAGAUGAGGAGACAGAGGAAGGGGACGAGGUCGCUUCUGCCGAGGAGGAGGUGAAGAAGGGACAUCUCAGAGCCGAGCACAGACAGAAGCUGGAGGUGCUGCUUCAGGAGCUCACUGCCAGCAAAGCGGUCAUCGCCGACGCCAUGCUCUUCUGUCUUGAACGAGCCGACGCAGCGGAGGAAGUCGUUGGCCACGUCACAGAAUCGUUCUCCUCGCCUCAGACUUCCCUUCAAAAGAAGAUUGCCAGCUUGUAUCUCGUAUCAGACAUUUUGUACAACUCCAGUGCCAAAGUCGCCGGGGCUUCAUAUUACCGGAAGCAUUUCGAAUCAAAGCUGUCACAGAUAUUUGGAGUGCUUCAUGAAGCGUACAAAAACAUACAAGCCAGGCUGCAAGCUGAACAGUUCAAGCAAAAGGUCACAAGUUGUUUUCGAGCUUGGGAGGACUGGGCCAUAUACCCGCAGCCUUAUCUUAUCCGCCUUCAAAACAUCUUCCUGGGCUUUGUCAAAGCUGGAGAAGAGUUGACGGAGGUGGCAGAAGAAGCUUCUCAAAAACUCGACGGCGUACCGAUGGACCGUGCUCUUAUCGACGGGCUGCCUCUACGCAAAGGCCCAGCGGAUGACCUGGACGGCUGCCCAAUGGGCUGGGACCCUCUGGAUGGCGUUCCCGUUGACGACAUAGACGGCGUUCCCUUGGGAAGUGCCAUCGACGACAUUGACGGAAUGCCGCUGGAUGACAGCAAGGUGGCUCUCCCCAGAGGGCCCUUGUCCAAGUGGGAGAAGACGGCCGACGACGAGACUUUCUCGCAAGCCUUUCCCGAGUCCAAGUGGAGCACUGCGUCAGGCAAGGACAAUGUCAAAGAAGUGAAUGUAAGUGUCAACUCACUGGAUGGAGGCAACUCGGAGAGUGACAGCAGUGAUGACUCGAGCAGUUCCCCCAAACAUGACAGCGCACAUUUCCAGAGCUCACUCAGAACUUUUCAAUUGUCUGAGAGCCAAAGAAAAAAGCUGAGAGAGCUAGAAUUGAAGGUUAUGAAGUUCCAAGAUGAGCUGGAAAGCGGCAAAAGGCAGAAGAAGUCCGGCAUGAGCAUCCAGCAGCAGGUGGAGAAUUACAGGAACAAACUGCUGCAGAAGGAAUUUGACAAAGAGGAUGAUAGGCCUGAGAGAUCCACAUCCAAAUCAAAAGAGAAGCCAACAGAGGACAGAAAGGACAAAAAGAAGAGCAAAAAAAGUGAAAACGGAGAGAGACAACGGAGUCGCGAUUCGGACAGGCGCAACAGAAAAUCAAAUAGCAUCUCUCCUUCAAAGUGUCCCAGACAGUCCAAACGGUCCCGAUCUCCAUCUCCAGAAUGGAGGGGGCGCAGGUCCCGGUCACAGUCCCCGCAUCGUUCCCACAAGAAGCCAAAAAAGAGUAAACAUUGACUCUCGCCUCCAGGCCUGCAACUCAACUACAAGCAGGUGUCCACCACUCACAGCGCUCCGUCAUCUUGGUCCCCAAACAAACUCCCCCGCAAGAUUCCGCGCUCUUUUUGUAUCAUAUUUGGACACUAAUUAUAUUUUUGUUUUACGUUUGUUUAUAAAAUAAUUUGAAAUGUGCGACGCUCGAACAUUAAAAUCACUCUUAGUGAAUUUGUG
Messenger RNA from Hippocampus comes (tiger tail seahorse), 2997 nucleotides. RefSeq names its product U2 snRNP-associated SURP motif-containing protein. The transcript has 24 exons. The coding region runs from base 157 to 2784 and encodes 875 amino acids. Gene Ontology annotation, molecular function: RNA binding. Gene Ontology annotation, cellular component: nucleus. Lineage: Eukaryota; Metazoa; Chordata; Actinopteri; Syngnathiformes; Syngnathidae. The record is from RefSeq and is a predicted model, not a curated record. Gene Ontology annotation, biological process: RNA processing.